AAGUCUGGAGCAGACACUGGGAGAGUCAGAGGCACAUCCGGUGUUAGAAGAACUGUGCAGGCUCCUGGGAGGCCGGUGCUGGAUUCUGCCAUCCUGUGAGUGUGCUCUCUAGAGGAUGUGAGUUCAUCAUGGUUAUGAAAGGCUGUGGUCGGUCCUGCAACAGCCUGCAAUAAUUGCACCAUCUAGACCAAGAAGGCCCAGAGCCCCGGGACUUAGAGCUGUGAGCAGCAGCUUUAGUAGGUUCCUCAGCUUCUCACUGUAUCCAUCCUUAAGAACAGAACUAACAAAAAAAUUGAGAGCGGAGACUGUGUCCCACAGACUCUGGCAUCAUGAACAUAUUUGAUCGGAAGAUCAACUUUGAUGCACUCUUAAAAUUUUCCCACAUAACCCCCUCAACACAGCAGCACCUGAAGAAGGUCUAUGCCAGUUUCGCUCUCUGUAUGUUUGUGGCGGCCGCGGGGGCCUAUGUCCACGUGGUCACUCAUUUCCUUCAGGCUGGCCUGCUCUCUGCCUUGGGCUCCCUGGGGUUGAUGAUUUGGCUGAUGACUACACCUCAUAGCCAUGAAACUGAGCAAAAAAGACUGGGACUUCUUGCUGGAUUUGCUUUCCUUACAGGAGUUGGCCUAGGCCCUGCUCUGGAGCUGUGCAUUGCUAUCAACCCCAGCAUUCUUCCCACCGCCUUCAUGGGCACAGCAAUGAUCUUCACCUGCUUCACCCUGAGUGCCCUGUAUGCCAGGCGCCGGAGCUACCUCUUUCUGGGAGGUGUCUUGAUGUCAGCCAUGAGCCUGAUGCUCUUGUCUUCCCUGGGGAACCUUUUCUUUGGAUCCAUUUGGCUUUUCCAGGCAAACCUGUAUGUGGGGCUGGUGGUCAUGUGUGGCUUUGUCCUUUUUGAUACUCAACUCAUUAUUGAAAAGGCUGAAAAUGGAGAUAAGGAUUAUAUCUGGACAAGAAGAAAGAGAAGAAGUGAAAUGACCAUGCAGCCUUUCCCAUUUUGGCCUCUCUCCCUCCACCCCUCAUUUCCUCUUCGCACACAUUGCAGGUGGUGUGUUCUGUGAUAAUGAAAAGCAUCAGAAAAGCUUUUGUACUUUGUGGUUUUCUCUAUUUUGAAUUUUUUGAUCAAAAAACUGAUUAGCAGAAUAUAGUUUGGAGUUUGGCUUCGUAUUCCUGGGGUUCUUCCCCAUUCCCUUUUCUGUCCAGCCCGUCCCUAGCCUCUUCCUCCGCUCAGGCAGCCAGACGGUCACCGUGAUGAGGAGUGGGACCCAAAGCACAGCAAACUCCAGGAGUCCGCUUUCCACCCGAGCUUCACCAGGUGCACCUGAACUGUUGGGUAGAGCUACCUCGGCUCUUUUCCUCAGCGUCGUGUGGUUUGUGCACAGUUCCUGUGGGGCUGGGCAGUGUGCUUUCCAUCGGAGAGGAGUUUGGUGGUCCUGUUGUAAAUCAGGCUCAUUACAUCUGAGCUACUGUCAACCCCUACAAAGAAAACGAAGAGCCUCUUCUGUUGGAUGCUUUGCUUCCUCUGAGCUGCCCAAGCCGCUGCUGGUCUGGCAAACACACCGUUCUGUCUUGCUGUCCCAAAAGGAAUGUGGAUUGACGUGUUCCCUUUCCCUGUCCCUGGUCUGACCCUCAGGGAAUCUGCCGGUUUUCCAUCCAUGGGGCGGGAGGAUUUCAGCACAAAGGAAAGACCGAUUCUUGUCAGGUAUUUAUGAAAAGGCUGGUUAUGUAUGGCAAGAGAGAGCAUAGAAUUCCCAAACUUCCCCUGUCUUUAUUUUUAUUUUUUAUCACCUUAGUUGCUGAGUUUCCUCCCCCACCUGGCUUCGAUUGCAGAUCCCAGGAGAGGAAGGCUAGGGAAGGGAAUGGUUGAGCCCGGGGGUAAUCUUAGGGGGUAAUCGUAAACUAAUCCUGCCGGACAGACCCAGAUGAGGACCUGUUUGGGGCAGGGGGGGAGAAGAACGCUGCUAACUGAAUGGUUCUUUGUUGAGAGCGGCAGAAGUGGGUUGUGAUGACUCGGGAGGCAGCAUUCAUAACAGUCCAGUGCAUUUCUGUCUUCUCCCACCUGGACGCCAAUAGGGUCAGGCCGGAGAUGUGGGGCGGUAGAUAAACGUUCAUUUUACGGAUGCACUUUAGUUUUUGGUCUCUUCACCUAUUCCCAGAAAUCUGUAGCCUUCCAGCCAGGGCCAGGUGACCAAACCUGCAAGACCUCUGAUUCCCUCCAGCUUGCUUGGUGGUGGUGAGUGUGGGAGGCCAGCACUCAUGGGGAUCGCCGGCGCUUUCGCAGGGCGCUGCCGCAGGGCACUGGCGGAGAAGGGCAGGCAGCCUGGAGAGCAGUUGUAGCUCCAGCUGUUCCCAGGGCUUCCGUGGAAGGGGCCUGAGCCAUCAACAGCUCAUUGCCAGGAGGAUACCAGUUUUGGCUCUCCCAUGCACAAGCAGCACACGGCUUGACCCAGCGGCUGCUGGUUCGCAGCGCGCCGUAUCAUCGUGCUAGCCCGAGAAGCGGUUCCCAGGGAGUUUGUGCAUUCCUGGAGUGGCGCGCUGCCCGGAAUGGCUGGCUUCUGCAGAGGAUGCUGCCCUCUGACUAGCUGCUGCCUCCAGCCUCUGGCUUGAGAACUUUGGAUAAAGGGACUUCCUUCCCCUUAAACACCCAGUCGCCCUCUCUGUAAAUUUGUUGAUUCUCUCCAAGGCCUGAGAAUCCUGAGUUACAUCUCUUGAAGCCAAACUCCACCUCUUGUGCUUUUUUGCUUGGGAUAAAGGAGUUUUUCUUUAGAAACAGUGCCAAGAAUGACAAGAUCUAAAAAACGACUUUUAAAGAAAAUGCCUAACAGGUUUUUAAUACAGUAAUCACUGUAAUUAUCACUUUCUUUUCUAGUUCCUUGGUUUUCAGCUCAGGCUGCAUUCUCUAACUCAUACUGUGAAGACAGAGGUGUUUUUGAUUCAGAAAUAUAUGAAAUCUCCAUAGUCUUAAUUUGUAAAAAAUAAAGAAAAUUCCUUAACCUUU
Molecule: messenger RNA, 2992 nt
Organism: Mirounga angustirostris (Northern elephant seal)
Lineage: Eukaryota; Metazoa; Chordata; Mammalia; Carnivora; Phocidae
Gene: TMBIM6
Product: transmembrane BAX inhibitor motif containing 6
Exons: 10
Coding region: 330-1055 (241 amino acids)
Biological process (GO): negative regulation of apoptotic signaling pathway; cellular response to unfolded protein; negative regulation of endoribonuclease activity
Cellular component (GO): mitochondrial membrane
Molecular function (GO): enzyme binding
Source: RefSeq, a predicted model, not a curated record